This is a messenger RNA of Alligator mississippiensis (American alligator), 3280 nucleotides long. Its product is annotated as zinc finger protein ZFP2. NCBI's taxonomy places the organism in Eukaryota, Metazoa, Chordata, Crocodylia, Alligatoridae. Gene Ontology annotation, molecular function: DNA-binding transcription factor activity, RNA polymerase II-specific; RNA polymerase II transcription regulatory region sequence-specific DNA binding. The transcript is spliced from 5 exons. The coding region runs from base 203 to 2482 and encodes 759 amino acids. Gene Ontology annotation, cellular component: nucleus. Gene Ontology annotation, biological process: regulation of transcription by RNA polymerase II. The record is from RefSeq and is a predicted model, not a curated record.
CCGACGUUGGGGCAGGCAGAGGCCAAGAAAAUCCACCUCCAACCAUUUCACCUUGAUCGUGGAUGCUGUUGACCCUGCCUCUGUGUGCCUGGGGCAUGUUUCCUGCCUCCCCGUCUCUCCCAGCCCUAGCCAUCCCGUGACACGCUCCUCUUGUCCCCAGGUCACGGUGAAUGUGAAAGUCAAGGAGGUGGCCUCACAUGAGAUGCAGCCCUGUGGGGCGCUGCAGCAGCCCGGCGAUCCCUGGCCAGAGCAGGCGCGGGCCCAAACUGCAGAAGUGCCUCUGGAGGAGGCAGCACAGCGGGACAACGCAAGGUCUCAGGACCAGCCACCUCGUAGCCUCAGAGAAGAGCCGAUGCCAGGCCCAGAGUCAGCUGCAGGAACCAUGAGCAAAGCUCAUCAGCAGCCUCCUGAAGAAGGGGAUGCAAACCUGGAGCUGCCGAGGACUUCCUCAGGGAGGCUGGGGGAGACGGGCUUCCUGAGUCCUGAGCCGAGCAAACUGCAGCAGGGGCAGGGGAAGCUGGCAAAGCAGGUGGAGACCACGGAGCUCCAGGAGGCCUUUGAGGACGUGGCUGUGUAUUUCACACGGGAGGAGUGGGAGCUGCUGGAAGACGCACAGAAGGGCCUUUACCGGGACCAGAUGCUGAGGAACUGGCGAGCCCUCGUUUCCCUGGGAUAUCGUGGUCCCACCCCUGACUUAAUCUGCUGCAUUGUGCAAGGACAGAAGGAGCUCUGGGUCCGUGAUGAUGAGGACCGUGGGGACAUCUCAAAGUUGGAGGACCUGCUGCCAGGAGGUGCCUGGCUGGUGAGCAGAGUUGAGAAGCAGAGUCUGGAAGAAGGCCCUGCAAACCUGGAGCCACCCUGGUCUUUCCCCGGGGGUUUGGCUGAGAUAGAGUCCGUGAGACCUGAGGAAGACCAAUGGCUCCAGAGCCAGGGGAGACCCCAAAAACUGAGGGAGAAAGUAGCAGUGAAGCAGGAGCCAACUUCCCUUGGACGUGAGUGUGGAGAAAGGACAGAAGCCAGAGAGAGCCCUGGGCCCAGGGAAGGAUUUGUGGAGCUGAAGAGCCAUAAGGCAAAGUUCCACCGGAAAGAGACCCUGCGUCCGAACCAAGCCAGUGGGGAGGGACUGAGAGGGAAGCAGGAGGUGGCUACCAAGCCCAGGAACAAAGCCCACCCCUCCCCGGAGUGCCAGAAAAUAUUUCAGUGCCCCUCACACCAGGCUCUGUCACAUGGGUGCCCUGAGUGUGGGAAGAAUUUCACCCACUCCUCCCACCUUGCUGUGCACCAGCGCAUCCAUAAAGUGAAGAGACCACAUCAGUGCUCUGUGUGUGGGAAGAGAUUCACCCACUCCUCCCAUCUGGCACGACACCAGCACAUCCAUACCGGGGAGAAGCCAUAUCAGUGCUCUCUGUGUAGGAAGUGCUUCACCAGCUCAUCCUACCUGGAUCAGCACCAACGCAUCCACACGGGGGAGAAGCCAUAUCAGUGCUCCGUAUGUGGGAAGAGCUUCAAACAUUCCUCCAAUCUGGCACAACACCAACGUAUCCACACAGGGGAGAAGCCACAUCAGUGCUCUCAGUGUGGGAAGAGCUUCACCCGGACCUCUCACCUGGCCCAGCACCAACGCAUCCACACUGGGGAGAAGCCAUAUCAGUGCUCUCAUUGUGGAAAGAGCUUCACCAGUUCAUCCGACCUGGCCCAUCACCAACUCAUCCACACAGGGGAGAAGCCACAUCAAUGCUCUGAAUGUGGGAAGAGCUUCAGCCGUUCCUUUGACCUCGUCAUUCACCAGCGUAUCCACACAGGUGAUAAGCCACAUAAGUGUGCUGUGUGUGGGAAGAGCUUUGCUUAUUCUUCCACUCUGGCACAACACCAACGUAUCCACACAGGGGAGAAGCCACAUCAAUGCUCUGUGUGUGGAAAGAGCUUCACCCGGACCUCCCACCUGGCCCAGCACCAAUGCAUCCACAAUGGGGAGAACCCAUAUCAGUGCUCUCAGUGUGGAAAGAGCUUCACCAGUUUAACUGACCUGGCCCAUCACCAGCGCAUCCACACACGGGAGAAGCCACAUCAGUGCUCUCAGUGUGGGAAGAGCUUCACCCGGCCCUCCCACCUGGCCCAGCACCAACGCAUCCACACUGGGGAGAAGCCAUAUCAGUGCUCUCAGUGUGGAAAGAGCUUCACUAGUUCAUCUGACCUGGCCCAUCAUCAACACAUCCACACAGGGGAGAAGCCACAUCAGUGUUCCGUGUGUGGGAAGAACUUCAGCCGUUCCUAUAACCUGAUCAUUCACCAGCGUAUCCACACAGGUGAUAAGCCAUAUCAGUGUGCUGUGUGUGGGAAGAGCUUUGCUUACUCCUCUAGUCUGGCACAACACCAACGUAUCCACACAGGGGAGAAGCCACAUCAGUGCUCUCUGUGUAGGAAGAGCUUCACCCAGAUCUCCCACCUGGCCCAGCACCAACGCAUCCACAUUGGGGAGUAGCCAUCACCAGUGCAUCCCCACAGAUUAGAAGCCACAUCAGUGCUCUGUGUGUGGAAAGAGCUUUACCAGUUCGUCCUACCUGGCCCAGUACCAGUGUAUCCACAGACAGGAGAAGUGGUGGUAGUGUGGAAAGAGCUUCUCUGAAUCCUUCAGCCUAGCCACACAUCAGUGUAUGCACACACAGGAGAAGCUACAUCAGUACUCUGUGUGUGGGAAGAGCUUCACCCAAUCCUACAGCCUGACAACACAUGAACAUUUUCACACUGGUGAGAAGCCAUAUCAGCGCCGUGAGUACGGUAAGAUCUUCACCCAUCCUUCAGCCUGGCCACGCACCAGCCUAUGUACACGGGAGUAACCACAUCAGUGCCCUUAGUGUGGGAAGACCGUCACUAUUUCGUCCCACGUGGCCCAACAUCCACAGAGGGGAGAAGCCAUAUUAGUGCUCUGUGUGUGGAAAGAGCUUCACCUAGUCUUUCCAACUGGACCGGCACCAAUGCAUCUGUGAAAAAAUCCCGCUGUGUCUGUCUCCCUGGACUGGGACAUUCCAGCUCCACCUCUGUUUUUAAGCACUGGGUGUUUAGAUCAACCUGGUCACCUAGGCAACCAGGCUGUAAAAAUUCCUGCAGGGAGGGGAGUUUCCUCUCUGUUUCUUCCUGUGGCAGUCAUUUUGGGACUCAGACAAGCAUAGGCCACCUCAGAGAGACUCUUUGGCUGAUUUUACAGUGAGUAGAUUUGAAACUUAGCCAGUAGAUUAAAACUAAGUCAAUAAGCCAUGUGUUAAAAAGGCCUCCCCAAGUC